CUGGCGGCACUGACUGGCAACCCCUGGGCACUGACUGGUGGCACUGACUGGCAGCACUGCUGGGCUGCACUGGUGGGUGGCACUGGUGGGCAGCACUGGUGGGUGGGCACAGGUGGGUGGCACUGGUGGGCACAGGUGGGUGGACACAGGUGGUUGGCACUGCUGGGACACACAGGUGGGUGGCACUGCUGGGCCCAAGUAGAGUGGCACAGGUGGGUGCACUGCUGGGCACAGGUGGGUGCACUGCUGGGCACAGGUGGGUGAUCUGCUGGGCACAGGUGGGCG
Staurois parvus is the source of this 285-nucleotide messenger RNA. NCBI's taxonomy places the organism in Eukaryota, Metazoa, Chordata, Amphibia, Anura, Ranidae. The record is from the annotation of a GenBank genome assembly.